UUCAGAGCUAAGGUGAGUGGACAAAGGUCCCUAGACUUCAUUCCACGGGCGAGAAACACCACUUCACAAACCCCCUCCAAUGGCCGUGACGGGGGUUCCAUUGCUGUGAGGUCAAUUGGAGUUUAGGUACUACCCAUUGUUUAUUGAGCACCCGUCCCUCGAGUGUCGUAGCUCGGAACGAGCACGUUUGUAAUUUCCAGCAGAGGCUCGGAAAGUCCUCAAUGGUUCGAACAUGGCAGACCUCCCCAAUGCUCCCAGAGCCCCGCGGCGCACGCGAGCUGGUGGUCGAGCGGGUGAGCGCGCUUCGGUCAUGACGGUGGCUCGACAGGCAGCACGCGCCGCUUUCACCACAGAGCGACUACGGUCCUCUCCCAUAGCCCAUGCUGCCAUUCCAAGGUGUCUUCUAGGCCUCGGUCCUCGCCUUUCGCUACCUCUUGCAACGCUCAACACAUACCAUUCACCCACAAUGUAUAGAGCCUCACUCCGCCCAGCUGCAGUGCAGCGGCGAGUGCUUGGUGAGUUGGAUCCUAACAGGGACCUUAACGCUCCUCGUGGCCGGACAAAGCGGGCUCCCAUCACCUUUGAGCAGGAGAACGAGGCCGCCGUCCUUACCGGAGUUCGGCUUGGAAUAUACGACGCCAAUGAAGUUAUUUCGUGGACUAACUAUCAAUCCCCUGCCGUUGCAGCUUCCGUUGGAGAUGUCCAUGACUCGGACGACGAAGACUUGGCACAGCUUCCCGACAGUGACUUCCAGAGCGGGGAAAGCAGCGAUGCCGACAUUGAGGCGGGGUACGAUCAGGCUGACGAUGAGCUACUCGGCGAGGUUAUGGAAGAGGACCUGGGCGAAGCACACGAGCACGAUGAGCGGGCCGGCUCCGAAGAGCAGCAACAGGGGCCGCCGUUCGAUCCAGCGGCGAUAGGCUUGAAGGAGAUCAACAACCUAGCCCACUUUGGUGUCAGCAGCCACAAACCCGGAAACGGUGUAGAAGAGCUGCUCAGCGAUGACCUGAACAAGUACUGGCAGUCGGAUGGGCAGCAGCCCCAUCUGCUUACAAUACAUUUCCUGCGUCGGGUUGAGAUCCGCGCCAUACGAUUUUAUGUCGACUACAAGCAGGAUGAGUCAUACACGCCGACUCACAUCGUUUUCUAUGCUGGAACAGGUCACCACGAUUUGAUCCAGUUUGCCGAGGUACCGCUCGCCAACCCUGUCGGCUGGCAGGAUGUUCCCAUCGCGGAGUGCGGCGGAGGCCCGGAUGGGCACUCCUUGUGCUGCUGGAUCGUGCAGAUGCAUGUCAAGGAGAACCACCAAAACGGCAAGGACACACACAUUCGUGGUAUCAAGAUUUUUGCCCUCGACGAGAAUUCUGCAGGGGGGGCCGUUGGCGACGCCGUCCACGAGAUGGAAAUCAACAUUGACCACGCGGCAGAUCGAUUUACCAUCCAGAAUUUGGCUAUGGACGAGGAUGAGCCUUUUCGAGAACUGCUUGACUCGCUGGGCGGCAAUAAUCCCAGCAUGCGAUAUCAAGCCAGCGAGGGUGGAUUUUCCUUCUUUCCCGACUUCAUGCGCGACCCGGAAAUCCGAUGAAAAUUGGAGGCUGCUCUGUUUUAUUUGGCGGUGCAUUACACAAAGCCUACGGCAUUGCUGUGGACAAGGUUCGGUGGUUGGCAUUUUGUAAGCAUUCUAGGUCUCAGAAAGGGACAAUGGGCUAUGAACUAGGCUUCACGGCGUUGAUGUCCAUCUCAUUAUGCUGUAUAUUUAUGGUGGUCCGGCCAGCAAGCCGCAUCUUUUUGCGUCUCGUAGCUGGAAAUACCAGGCGGGAAGCCUGCGAUUUCAGUCCGGUGUUAACGUUGAGCAACGAGUCUAUGGAUAGGCCAAGUCUAGGUAGAUACUUGGUAGCAUUAUUAAACUGGAUGGGAAUAUAU
This is a messenger RNA of Lasiosphaeria miniovina, 1923 nucleotides long. Its product is annotated as galactose-binding domain-like protein. Gene Ontology annotation, biological process: protein K11-linked ubiquitination; anaphase-promoting complex-dependent catabolic process. The record is from RefSeq and is a predicted model, not a curated record. Bases 233 to 1585 code for a protein of 450 amino acids. The transcript is spliced from 3 exons. NCBI's taxonomy places the organism in Eukaryota, Fungi, Ascomycota, Sordariomycetes, Sordariales, Lasiosphaeriaceae. Gene Ontology annotation, cellular component: anaphase-promoting complex.